AGCCCCGGACGAUCGGCGUGCGUGCGUGCACGACUGACUUGCUGGCUGGCGGACGGCGUGAGCCCUGCGGGUCUCAGUCGGCGUGGACACCUGCGACCCGCAGAGGGGACUUGGCUCGGCUUUGGUCCCUUACCUUUCCUGGAGCCGACUGCGCGUGAGGACCGUGUCUCUUGCGAGGCUGAAACCCGGAGAUGGCCAGAGCCACCUGUUAAACCUGAAUUCUGCGCGAAUCUUUCCGCAGGUUUUCCGUGCCCCCGCCGGUUCCCCGCAGAUCUGUUCGUUUGAGAUAAGAGGUAAAGCAGAUCACCACCACGGCCAGUCUAACCAGGUGUUAUGAAUACUCCUAUAAACAAACUCCACGGCUGAAAAUGUCAGAACACCUCCCCUGCCUCAGAAUGGGACCCUGGCUCCUACCCUGUUUCCUGUGAGCUAGCCAGGGACAGCUUUGUGUGGGGAUGCCUGGGAACCAGCAGAAACCAGAGUCUUUGGAGAUGGACUCUGACAUGUCGCCCAGCUGCAGGCUCAGCGACUUGAGCAGAGGCGGCAGUCUGGAGAGCCGGAGCAGCAGCUCUCGGUCCAGAAGUUUCACUAUGGAUGACGAGAGCCUGAAGCACCUCACACAUGAGGAAAAGGAUGUCAUCCUGUUCUUUGAAGAGACUCUCGAUUCCCUGGAAUAUGACUUUGAUGAGCCAGCCCUGUGUGACAGUGGCAUUCACUGCCACUCUCCACAGUCUCUGGAGGAGAGCCCUUCCAGUCACUCAGAGCCCGAAGAUGUCAUCGAUUUAGUACAGCCAGCACCUGCGUCUGGGGAAGCUGAGAGCCUUCCAGGUGUGCCUCAAGUAGCAGGGGCCCCAUCUGUUGCAAAACAAAGCACGCCAUUUCUUGAAGGUGGGAAACAAGCCGCUGAGAAUUCCCUGCCCCCACCAGACUCCAGGAGUCCCGAGGUGCUUCCUCUGCCACCCUCCCUACUAGUCCCUGCUCCCUCUGCCCCACGAAAGGAGCCGAUGUCCCCCUCUCCUCCAGCAGAGCAUCCCAAACUGCCCCGUUCCGUGCCCACUCCUCUGGUGAUUGCUCAGAAAAUUUCUGAGAAGUUGGCAGGAAAUGAAGCCCUGUCCCCCACAUCCCCCUCAAAAGAAGGCAGGCCUGGGGAAUGGAGGACGCCGACUUCUCUAGCCUCUCGAAACGGGGACCAUGUCGGCGUGUGGCACCGACACACGGCCCAGCCAGCACCCAAGGUCCAUCGCUUCCCCAGCAACAUAAGCGUGACCAACAGCGCGGGCAAGGACUUCAACAAGACCAUCUCCAAGGCGGCUGUCAAUGUGCAGGAGCGCAAGGCCCAGGUCCUGGCCAAUAUCAAUGGCAUGUCCUUCAUUGCUGCGGGUGACACAUCAUCGGAAGAGCGGUGGCAGAAGGCGGAGGAGCAGAAGAAUGGCUCUGUAGAUGGAGCACGCACCCUGGGUAGAGCAGGCAUGGCCGGCGAGCCUGGGGCUCUGCGUGCAGGAGUCCCGGCCAGAGCGCAGCAGUCCCGGGCUGUGCAGACGGAGCAGCCUCCGGCGCUGGCCAAUGGCUUCCAGAGCGUGCACGAGGCCCUGCGUAGCGAGCCCAGCUCCUUCGUCCCCACCAGCAAGACCAUCACCUUCCGGCCAGACCCCGCUGUGACCGGCAAGCUGGCGCGCCAGAACGCCAGCCGCAGCUUGUACGAACCGCGCCCGGACGGCAGCCAGGAUGCCCGCAAGCGCACGGGCUCGCUCCCCCGGGCGGUGGGCUUCCGGCCGCAGGGCAUCACAGUGCAGUUCAACGGCCGUGGCUCCACCGAGGAAGCUCGGCGCGAGGCUCUGCGCAAACUCGGCCUACUGAAGGAGAACUUGUGA
Molecule: messenger RNA, 1871 nt
Organism: Grammomys surdaster
Lineage: Eukaryota; Metazoa; Chordata; Mammalia; Rodentia; Muridae
Gene: Proser2
Product: proline and serine rich 2
Exons: 6
Coding region: 456-1871 (471 amino acids)
Source: RefSeq, a predicted model, not a curated record